UUCAACCUCUGUUUGUCCAUAGGCGACCUAAAUCCACCGAAGCUCCGGACCUGCUGCAUCAGUUCUCCGCAGUCUUAGAGCAGUUUGAGAAGCUAUUCUCCACUGUGAUAUUCUUUUUUGACGAACUGACGGGUAUUGUAAGCCAUUCAUGGGGGAAAGCAUUGGACUUUUAAAAGUCAUCAUUGUCGAAGGGAAGAGGCUGGCUAUUCGAGAUUUUAUUAGUAGUGAUCCUUACGUUAUUGUCAGAGUUGGAGAACUGAUGGAAAAGACCAAAGUGAUUAAACGCAGUCUAAAUCCUGUGUGGAAUGAAGAGUUAACAUUCUCUAUAAAAGGACCUGUUACUGACCUUAAGCUGGAGGUUUUUGAUCACGACCGGUUCAAGUUUGAUGAUAAGAUGGGGCAUGCCUACCUAAGCCUCCAGCCAAUUAUGUCAGCUUCAAAGCUGAAGAGAGCACUGAAGCUUUCAACGGGUGAAAGUGAAACCAACCUCAGAAAGGUAGCUCCUAAUAGAGACAACUGCCUCAUUGUAGAUAGCUCUGUGACUUAUGUGAAUGGAGAGAUUGUGCAAGAUGUUUAUCUGAAACUACAAGAUGUUGAGUCUGGUGAAUUAUUUGUAAAGCUGAAAUGGUUUGACCUUUCCACAUAAUAAAUAUCAGUUUGUUGAAUUGUACCAAUUUAGCUUCUUCUGAUUUGUAAAAAUAACACAAUGUCAUUAUUCAAAUUAAUUUGAAACAAUUAGUAAUUGUUU
Dendrobium catenatum is the source of this 748-nucleotide messenger RNA. Its product is annotated as protein C2-DOMAIN ABA-RELATED 11. The record is from RefSeq and is a predicted model, not a curated record. Bases 149 to 646 code for a protein of 165 amino acids. The transcript is spliced from 4 exons. Lineage: Eukaryota; Viridiplantae; Streptophyta; Magnoliopsida; Asparagales; Orchidaceae.